This is a messenger RNA of Trichoplusia ni (cabbage looper), 798 nucleotides long. Its product is annotated as serine hydrolase-like protein. The transcript has a single exon. The annotation marks the transcript as partial. NCBI's taxonomy places the organism in Eukaryota, Metazoa, Arthropoda, Insecta, Lepidoptera, Noctuidae. The record is from RefSeq and is a predicted model, not a curated record.
UGCCACCACCAUACUUAUUAUUAUAUUUUUUUGUUAUUUUCAGGGGCGCAGUACUUUCAAUGGGAACUACCAAGAAUCAUAAAAUAUAUCCAAAACCAUUUUAAAUGGGAUCAAGUGUCUUUAUUAAGUCACUCAAUGGGAUCCAUAGCAUCGAUGAGGUUUGCUUGCAUAUUCCCCGACGACGUCGACUUCUUUAUAGCAGUGGACAGUUUGAUAUACGACGAUUACGAUUUAAAUUUAGUUUUAAAUAAGUUUGCAACUAACAUAGUGAAAGGACUAACUGCGCUGCAACGUCUCGAGAAAGAGCCGCCAGCGUACACUAUUGAAGAAGUUACUAAAAAGUGGCAUUAUGGAACGCGGAAGUCUGUCGAUCUCGAGAGUGUAAAGUACUUAUUGACAAGAGGUGUAAAACAGUCGAAGGCGGACCCCACUAAAUAUUAUUACAGCCGCGACUCACGGCUGAAGUACAUACUAUUCACUCCUGAAGAUAGAAAGUUUGUUGAAGCUCUAGUCAGGAGGUUGAAGGCUCCUACUUUAUACGUGAAGGCGAUAAACUCGCCAUUUUCCGCAGACCCGUUCUCAGUUGAAAUGAGAGAAUUAAUUGAACAAUUGAAUGACAAAUACGAAUUUCACUUUGUACCUGGGACUCAUCAUGUGCAUUUGAACAACCCUGAAGUGUUAGCACCUCUAAUUAAAAAUUUUGUAGAGAAAAAUAAUUUAAGUUUGUGAUCAUCUAGACAACUUUCAGGUCUAAAAGUCUGAAAAAAUAUUUAAACAUAAAGAAAUCAGAAUACUUAA